Trichomonas vaginalis G3 is the source of this 639-nucleotide messenger RNA. Its product is annotated as dolichol-linked oligosaccharide biosynthetic process. Gene Ontology annotation, cellular component: UDP-N-acetylglucosamine transferase complex. The coding region runs from base 1 to 639 and encodes 212 amino acids. NCBI's taxonomy places the organism in Eukaryota, Parabasalia, Trichomonadida, Trichomonadidae. The transcript has a single exon. The record is from RefSeq and is a predicted model, not a curated record. Gene Ontology annotation, biological process: dolichol-linked oligosaccharide biosynthetic process.
AUGUUCAUCGAAUUAUGUAUUGUUUUAUCACUACUUAUGCUUGUUCUUGCAUAUAGAGUUUACAAGUGCUUACCAGCACUGAACAAGAAGAAGAUCACAAAGAAUGCAGAUCUUCACGUAAUGUCAGUAUUAGGUUCUGGCGGACAUACUGGCGAGAUGAUGCCAUUGAUUGAAGCACUCUCAAAGGAAAAGAAAUACACAAAAUUCACUAUCAUUUGUGCAGAUUCGGACAAAUUAAGUUUCCAGCAUCCUUCAAUUCCUAAAAACUCAAUCCUUAAAACAAUUCCUCGCUCAAGAAAGGUUGGACAAUCAUUCUUUACUUCAAUAUUUACUACAAUUUGGAGUAUUUUGGCCUCAUUAACAUUAAUGUUCCAAAAACCAGAUUUAUUACUUGUUAAUGGACCAGGUGUUUGCCUUCCAGUUGUACUAUCAGUUUUCAUAGGCAAUGUACUUGGAAUUUCAAAUUGCUCCAUUGUUUUCGUCGAAUCUUUCUGCAGAGUCCAUACACUCUCAUUAACAGGCAAAUUGAUUUAUAACUUCUGCGAUUUAUUCUUUGGACACUGGAAAGAACUCUUGCCAUUGAAGAAGAGAGCACAAUUGAUUGACUUAUUUGGACUCAACCAUACUAAAGCUGAGUAA